GUAGCUUUCACGUAGCUGUGACUCUCUCUCUACUGUCUCUCUUAUACAAGAGAGACAGAGGAGAGGGCAGAAACUGAGGAAGAGAUGGGGGAGAUCCACCAUCCACAGGUCAUCCCCAAGGUGGUCACCUUCCUCUCUUCUCUGUUGGAGAGAGUAGCAGAGUCUAAUGAUAUUGCUGAAGCUGCCUUCUUUUCUGGGUCGCCGCCAUUGUCAUCAUCACCGCCAUCGCCGUCUUCUGCCCUACCGCCGUUUUCUUUCCCGCAGAGGACUUCCGUGUUCCAUGGACUCACCAGACCCACCAUCUCAAUCCGCAGCUACCUAGAGCGGAUCUUCCGGUACGCCAAUUGCAGCCCCUCUUGCUUUGUGGUCGCCUACAUCUACCUCGACCGGUUCGCGAGCAAGCAGCCGGCGACGCCCAUCACCUCCUACAACGUCCACCGUCUCCUCAUCACCAGCGUCAUGGUCGCCGCAAAAUUCUUGGAUGACCUGUACUACAACAAUGCUUAUUAUGCCAAAGUCGGUGGGGUUAGCACCACUGAGAUGAACUGUUUGGAGAUUGAUUUCCUUUUCAGCCUCGGAUUCCAACUGAACGUCACGCCGCCGACGUUCCAUGCUUACUGCAUGUAUCUGCAGAGGGGGAUGCUGGAGUUUGAGUACUGCAACAUACAGAGACCACUCAGGAUCCAUGGCUGUUAUGCUUCUUCACCUUCUGGUUCUUCUGAUGAGGCCACCUCUCAGAAUCAACAGUUUGCUGUUUGUUGUACAGACAAUUCUGUGUAAAUAUAGGAGACUAUGGAAAUCAAUCCACCCCCCCCUUUUCUUCUA
Messenger RNA from Nymphaea colorata (pocket water lily), 825 nucleotides. Its product is annotated as cyclin-U4-1-like. Gene Ontology annotation, biological process: regulation of cyclin-dependent protein serine/threonine kinase activity. Bases 85 to 780 code for a protein of 231 amino acids. The record is from RefSeq and is a predicted model, not a curated record. NCBI's taxonomy places the organism in Eukaryota, Viridiplantae, Streptophyta, Magnoliopsida, Nymphaeales, Nymphaeaceae. Gene Ontology annotation, molecular function: protein kinase binding. The transcript has 2 exons.